Messenger RNA from Salmo salar (Atlantic salmon), 7221 nucleotides. RefSeq names its product potassium voltage-gated channel subfamily B member 1. NCBI's taxonomy places the organism in Eukaryota, Metazoa, Chordata, Actinopteri, Salmoniformes, Salmonidae. Gene Ontology annotation, biological process: protein homooligomerization; potassium ion transmembrane transport; action potential. Gene Ontology annotation, molecular function: protein binding; delayed rectifier potassium channel activity. Gene Ontology annotation, cellular component: voltage-gated potassium channel complex; membrane. The record is from RefSeq and is a predicted model, not a curated record.
UUUAUCAUUGCGCAUCCCCCACCAUGCUCACUCAUCAGCGAGGAAAGCGGCUGUGCGGAUUAAAUUAUCUAUUUGGUUCUCUGAUGAGUGGAUAAACCACCUGACAUUGCGUUCUCUAUCAGGCCCGUAGGUCAUCGGGCUCGAUGGCAAUUUUAUAUAGUUACCCCUGAUGUUUCUCUUUUCCCCUUUUGUAGCCAUUGGAAUAGGGGAGAACAGACCCUAAUGUAGGACCGUGUCUUCUGGACCUGUCUGGCCAUAUAGUUUCGGACAUUAUUCAUUCUCAAGUGACUGAACGUCUUGAGUGAGGAUGAAUAAAGGGGGCUCUCGGUCGACCACCUCGCUUCCACCGGAGCCGGUGGAAAUAAUCCGGAGCAAGGCGCACUACCGUCGGGUUAGACUCAAUGUUGGGGGUCUCCUCCACGAAGUUCUAUGGAGAACGCUGGACAGGUUGCCCCGAACAAGGCUGGGCAAACUACGAGACUGUAACACCCACGAGUCUCUCAUGGAGAUAUGCGACGACUACAGUUUGGAUGAUAAUGAGUACUUUUUCGACAGACACCCCGGGGCUUUCACGUCCAUUCUGAAUUUCUACCGCACGGGAAAACUGCACAUGAUGGAGGAGAUGUGUGCCCUGUCGUUUAGUCAGGAGCUGGACUUCUGGGGUAUAGAUGAGAUCUACCUGGAGUCCUGCUGUCAGGCCAGGUACCACCAGAAGAAGGAACAAAUGAACGAGGAGCUCAAAAGAGAGGCCGAAACUAUGAGGGGCAGGGAAGGCGAGGAUUUUGAUACCACAUGUUGUUCCGAGAAACAAAAGAAACUGUGGGAUCUCCUGGAGAAGCCGAGUUCAUCGUUAGCUGCUAAGGUCCUGGCCAUCAUCUCCAUCCUCUUUAUCGUGCUGUCAACCAUUGCCUUGUCUCUGAACACCCUCCCGGAGCUGCAGGACAUAGACGAGUUUGGCCAGGUGACAGACAACCCUCAGCUAGCUCACGUGGAAGCGGUGUGCAUCGCCUGGUUCACCAUGGAGUACCUGCUCCGCUUCAUCUCCUCGCCCAGCAAGUGGAAGUUCUUCAAGGGUCCACUAAACAUAAUAGACCUGCUAGCCAUCCUACCCUACUACGUCACCAUCUUCCUGACUGAAUCCAAUAAGAGCGUUCUACAGUUCCAGAACGUCCGGAGGGUGGUGCAGAUCUUCAGGAUCAUGCGUAUCCUCCGUAUUCUGAAGCUGGCCAGGCAUUCUACAGGGCUUCAGUCUCUGGGCUUCACCCUGAGGAGGAGCUACAAUGAGCUGGGCCUGCUCAUCCUAUUCCUGGCCAUGGGCAUUAUGAUCUUCUCCAGCCUUGUCUUCUUCGCCGAGAAGGACGAGGAGGACACCAAGUUCAAAAGCAUCCCGGCCUCCUUCUGGUGGGCUACCAUUACUAUGACUACGGUGGGGUAUGGGGACAUCUACCCAAAGACUUUACUGGGUAAGAUUAUUGGGGGUCUAUGCUGCAUAGCUGGAGUGUUGGUGAUAGCCUUGCCCAUCCCCAUCAUCGUCAACAACUUCUCAGAGUUCUACAAGGAGCAGAAGAGGCAGGAGAAGGCCAUCAAACGGCGGGAGGCCCUGGAGAGGGCCAAGAGGAACGGCAGCAUCAUCUCCAUGAACAUGAAGGAGGCGUUUGCACGCAGUGUCGAGCUCAUAGAUGUAGUGGUAGAAAAUAAUGGAGAGAACAUGGGGAAGGUGCAGGACAACCACCUGUCUCCUAGCCACAGGAAAGAGACUCCCAAAAGGACCACCUCAGAGAUGGACUCCGCUCAGUCAUUAGAGCCCAGCUCACCAGACAAAGCCCAUCCCGCCAGCCCUCAGCAACUCAACGCUCAGAAACUGGAGGAGAUGUACAACAAGAUGGCCAAGACCCAGUCUCAGCCUAACCUUAACAGUAAGGACAAGGGGCAUUUGUCUAAAGCGCCCAAGAAGAGAGACGAGAUAGAGAUGGGUAUCAUCCCCACAGAGCCUGCCCCAACCACAGACAUGAGGAGCAUGUCCAGUAUUGACAGCUUCAUGAGUUGUGCUGCUGACUUCACCGAAAGUGCCCGCUUCUCCCACAGCCCCAGCACCAUUGUUCCAGGGAGGGUUAGCACCAACCCCGUGCUCGAGACCACCCUGGAGCACGAGGCCAUGGUGUCCCCCCACAGCGCCACCAAGGUCCCUGGAGGACGAGGCUCCAAGCACGGCCUGUUCUCUGACAGCCCCCGGGGCCUACGCUUCAGCAACCCGCUAAAGAACCGCUCCCUCAAGGUCAACUUCAAAGGCGGGGACGCAGACCCUUCCUCCUCCUCCUUAGCACAGGGGCCAGGGGGCGGGGCCCUCUCAGAUAGCUCUGCCCUCUCUGCCCACUCUCUCAUGAGUCCUGAGGUGUCUGUCUACACCACUGCCAGCAGCAAGACUCCACCCCCUGAGACCCUGAUCCCGACAGUCUUCACAUACCAUGACGCAUCCAUCAGUAAGUUCAUUGAUGCUGACACGGACGAGGAGGAACACCUUCAUGAUAGCUCAGGUACAAACACCUCCCAGAGGCUUCUGGGAAAAGCCAGCCCCAAGCUCAGCUCCUACAGCAGCCACCACCGCGUGGCCAACCACCUGGAGGGCUCCCAGAGAAUGCUGGGUAACAGUGUGUUCCCCUUGGAGACCCGGUCAGGUGGGGGACAGGGGAAUCAUGUGCUCUCCCGGGGAGAGAGGAGUCGUUCAAACACCCAUAAUGAGAGCAAGUGAGGUAGGGGGAGGGAAUAGAUAGUACAGAGAGGACCCAAACAGGAGGACAUUGUGCAAAUACCAGAGAGAAAUAAAAUAAAACAUGAGCUCUAACCCAUACCAGGAACUGCAUUCCUACUUACAUGAAUAAAAGGAACUAAAACACCUGCAGCGACUGGUUUUUUUGUUGUUGUAACAAAUGCCCAAUAAGUAGAACGUAUGGGACACAGGAAGGAGCUCACUUGUCCUUCCAUUUCCUGCUACUUGAGGGCAAAGACUGUCAGCAAAAUGACCCAGGGCACUGGGAGAUGCUACAGUACUGCUGGAUUGAGAAAGAGAGAGAAUGUAAAAGGGUGCAUUGCUGUAUCCAAAGGGGAUAUGCAUAACUCUGCAGAUCUGGUCACACAUUGUAGAUUUAGGCAUUACUGAAUCAGCAUUGUGCUAAAAUUAAUUUUGUUGAUUUCCUUGUGUUUUCUUCCUCAAAACUGGCCUUAGUUAUAUGUGACUAUGUGUAUGCAUAGCGUGUACGUGUGUUUGUAUGUCUGUAGGUGUAUGUGUAUGCAUGAUGAUAGGCAGAUAAACAUACACACACAGUUAUGCAGUAUUUUAUGUAUAUUUUUUUCCUUUUUUUAUAAUAUAAAUAGUAUAUUUUCUUUGGUCUGUUAUUUUGUGACGCUAUCUGAGAGGUGAACUUUCAUCCUUGUUUAUCAACAGUUUGUUUCAGCCAUUAGAGAGGAAAUGGCCACUUUGAUAUCCUGUCUGUUUCCUCAUUCCCAUCAGCCUCUGCCUCCCACCUCCCGCCUCCCGGGUAGAACUAACCGCAUUAAGCGAAUAUUUUCAAUUCUGUACAGGGUAUUCUUUGUUGUUUUGUUUGUUUACUCAUUUUUUUGUUUUUGAUUGUGUGUGUUUUAUCCAGACAGGUUAGGGUUAGGGUUAACCCAAUCUCCUUUAUAUUUUAAUACUCUCUCAGAUGUGUGGUUGUGGUUGAUUGUCAUACUUCAUAUCCAAUCACCAUUGAUACUGGGGAGGGGAUAAUAGCAUCCAUUUAACCUGGAUUGAAAGUACUGAAAACACUCAGAUUUUCCAUUUUAAAGUUCCACAUUUGUACAAUGGAUAAUACUGUAAGAGCAUAUAACUCAACAAGAACAUGAAAAAAGAACACACUCAUUGUGCAAAAAGUAAUAUUUUUAAAAUAUUUUUUUAGAAUGGUAUAUUAGAAGAAUGAAUUAUGCUAAACUCAUAGUUUUGCAUUUCAAUACAUUGUUUUAUUUUAGAGAGAAUAUUACAAGAUAAUGAAUUUGUAUUUUUUGCUAGUAGUUAGGGUAAAUGUUUGUCCUUCUAUCCUUUGUACAAUGUGUAUAACUUUGUAUAACAGCAUCUUUAAUCAUAUCAUGGACCCACACAAUGUUAUUCAUUAAUUAUAACAACAAUUGUUUCAUAACAGGAGAAUGUCCGAAAUAUUUCAUGAAGCCAAGACAAACUCAAACACAGCAGAGAUGAAGGGAGAAGGGAGGAGUGGAAUGACGGAAGGGGAGAUGGUAAGAUGGCACACAGGAAGAAAGGACAGGAAGAAAGAUUAGGGAACAGCACUUUAUUUUACAGAGGGAAUCAUAAUCUCAUUGGAUGACUUCCACACAAUGGAUGGUAGAGCUGGGGACCAGCUGCCAGAAUUCACAACAACCAUCAUAUGGCUACAUACACAGACACUGACAAACACAGAGCCACUCACAUGCUCAUACACAUGCACUCAACACAUGCUCACAGGCACGUUUUAUGUGGGUUCAAUCUAAACUUAACCUAUCCCAGUACAUCUCAUAGGUAGUAUCUGAUACAGACCACAUUUCCAUCUCAAUAUAUCCACUACCCUCAUACACUUUACAAUGUUAAAGAUACGAUUUUAAUUUAGCCUUUAAACACCCGGCUAAACACUCAAUAUAGAGUGAGAAAAAAGUGUAUUGUUGACUUCCAUUGUCCUGUUUUUCUAUUGUCAGACUUCAUGCAAAGAGAUAGGUAUUUCUGUGCCUCUGCCAGUAACAAACUUGCUUCCCUCCCCCAUCUCCACUCUGGAUAGUCUGUCACUGUAGCCUCAGUUUAAUAGAGCUCACAUGACAAUUCAAUAAAGUGUAAAGCAAAUAAACACAGAGAACUGGUUCGCAAUGCUGUCAGGGUGUGGCUGGUGUGACCAACCAUGUAGUUAGUUACAGUCAGAUGAUGAGUGAACAGUGGGGCAGAGAGCUGUCUGUCUACUGUCUGUCUACUGUAGCUAUUCCUGUGGACCUCAGGCCCUAGUCCAGCCCCACUCUAUAUCCAUAGCCAGUCCACUAUUAGAUGAUUUUAUCCCUAACAAUGGAGUAUUGGGCCAUUUAGUCUGUAUUGGAAUUAAUUGAAUGAGCAUUACAGAGCAUUGUAGGACACUUGACCUCUGAACCCACACCCGGUAGAGAGACCAUUACCCCCUGACUUACCAGAGAAUCAUUACUUCCUUUAAGACACAUAUUACAUAUAGAUCCCUUUAUCAUCUAUGUUCUCCUUUUCAAAGGGAAGAUGGCUAUUAAAUCAAUAGGACUACUGUACUGAGUCAAGGAAUAAUGCCUGUCUGUUUGGUGACUCAAACACUGAGGGAUAUUCUGAGUGUGUUCCAUUCUCCUGUUUAACACAAAACACAAGAGUGUUUGUGAUCAUUUUUGUGUAUUUCCUACUGAAAGGGUUGCACUCUUGAGCAUGUUUGUGUAUAAUGACAAUGUGCAAAUGAUGGUUGGUUUGAGGCAGGUUUUUGGAUUUGAAUCCAUUUCUCUGGUUCUAUAAAUACCAGUCCUGGCAGGGCAGUGGAAAGAUCAGGCCACCAACAAAGUGGCUUAGGUACACCUGUGCCUUUGGCAGUUCAAGUCAUAGAGUUCUUUGAAAGUAAACGUUUUAAAGAGUAAAGUGUCAGGGAAAGGUGGGUGUUGGAAUUGGCAUUUACAAGAAAACAACAGGCCGGGUAAAGUUGUGAGAGGGUUCCGUUGUGGGAACUGCAGAUCCAUGGAUAAGUUGCAUUUUAGAGACAAGAGGGUAGGCCUACAUUGUUCUCUUAUUGCAAGGUGUAUUAUUAUUCUCAUAAAAUUAUAUUAUUAUAUACCUGCUUCAUCUGUCUCAGAAUACUUUGUCAACUGUCCUGUUCUCUAUAGCUGAAAGUCCUCAAAUUACUCGGUGGAAUCUAACCUUGAAGUCGGGUUCAGUUCUCAAGCCCCCACAAUUCACGUUCAAAACAUUCUGUAAUUGCUUCAGUGAGUGGGCCCCUAAGUAACUACUGAUUAUGUGCAUGACAUCAAGGCCCAACACCCCCUGUGUUAAGUCCAAUAGCAACUGAAUUCAGAGAGAUGAUUCAUUAAAAAUGUAUUUGGAUUUUUUUCUGUCUUAGUAGUCUUCUAGGUCUAGGAUAUUGAUGUAUAACAAUCAAUACAUUGUAACAAAGAUGGAGAUGGGGAAAUGGGAGGAUAUAUGCAUUGAUCACACGAAAGUCAGGGUCUCCUUCCACAUAAAAUGCUACAGCAGAGCUCAUUCACACAUGGUAAAGUCAAAUUGAACAAUCAAUCAAUCAAAUGUAUUUAUAAAGCCCUUUAUUUAUUUAUUUUUUAUCACAAAGUGCUAUACAGAAACCCAGCCUAAAACCCCAAACAGCAAGCAAUACAGAUGUAGAAGCACGGUGGCUAGGAAAAACUCCCUAGAAAGGUAGGAACCUAGGAAGAAACCAAGAGAGGAACCAGGCUCUGAGGGGUGGCCAGUCCUCUUCUGGCUGUGCGGGGUGGAGAUUAUAAGAGUACAUGGCCAUUUAAGGCCAGAUUGUUCUUCAAGAUGUUCAAACAUUCAUAGAUGACCAGCACUGUCAAAUAAUACAGAUUUCAAACCACGCAUGACAGUGAUCAUGAUUCCUGUUUCUCUUUUACACUCUGGUGUUGGAUGAACUUCUAUGAUUUUAAUGUGGCUUUUAUUUGUUUUUGUUUCCCAUUUUUUUGUUAUAAAUAAAUGCACUCUAUUGGACCCUGAGCUAUCUCUUUGAAACGGGCCUCCUACUUGGCCAAACCAAACAUACUGUCUCCAGACAGACUCAUUAAUAACAUUCUUACUACAUGGUUGUAAAUAUGAUGUCCCAAAAAGCACAAUUUAUUAUUUAUUUGAUUCAUCAUUUUAUUUUAUCAUCACCAACUGCCAAACAAACAGAUGCAGCCAACUGCUAAUGCUCCACAAACUGAACAGAAUUCUCCCCCUUUUUCAGAGAAUUUAUCCUCCCCUCCGCUCUCUCACACAGCCCUCUAUGCUGUCCAUUUUAAGUUUCAUGCUUUGUUUGUACCAGUUUACUUUCUUGGCUCUUGUCUCUGUGGUGUUCUGUUGUUUGACGCAUGUAGCGCUACCAAGUUGUGACACAGAAUCUUUACAUUUCUUGUACAUAGCAAAAACAAAAUGUCUAUGAUCUUUUUGAAACAAUGUUCUCCCUUUACUGACUGAAAACUAAA